This is a messenger RNA of Geodia barretti, 1052 nucleotides long. The record is from the annotation of a GenBank genome assembly. Lineage: Eukaryota; Metazoa; Porifera; Demospongiae; Tetractinellida; Geodiidae.
AUGUCUUUAUCAAGCAUAAUGCAUGCGCACUAUAUCACGUGCGCGCAGACCAGGGGCCGGGGGCGGGAUCGAUCGACGAUGGGAAAAGAUAAGGACGGGACUGGGUUCUCGUAUGGAUCUGAAGGAGGCUCUAGGUUUCGCCGGCCGGGGUCUCGGUUGUGCCACGGCCUUCUUGGGAUCCUGUUUUGUGUCAUGAUGGUCGUAGGCCUCGUGGCUCUGGGGCUGUUUGCCGCCAAACACGACAAGAUCGCUGAAAAGGUCGAGGGGGGCGACGACUGCGUACUCUACACGACCAAGAAACAGCUGGAAGAGGAGAAUAAGCUGUCUGGAGGCGUCGGCUGCAGCUUCACCAUAGGGGGCUCUGGAGUUGUGGCGGGCGGUGCGGGGAUUUUCAUGCUCGGUUAUAUCAUCAAGACUAUCUACGGUGGCUCUGUGUCAUCGUGUCUGGUGUGUGUGGAGCUCCCUCUCUUGUUACUCCUUCUACUGGCCUCUCUCACUGUCUCUAUCAACACCGCCACUGGCCUGAGUCUUGCCUGCAAGGCCUUUGAAGAUGCCGCACCGAACAACUCCAUCUUCCAUGGUUCUGGCUCGAGUUGUAAGGACUACUCUGUAGAAGGCAUCAAAUUCUUUGACGACAUGAUCGCUUCGGCAAUUAUGACAUGGUGCAUCACUGGAGCCCUACUGUUGGUGGUAGUGCUGUACAUUGGAUUGAACAUGGUAUUCUGGCGGAGAUGCACCACUUCAGACGACGAGGCUGGGCAGGCUCUGCUCGACCAAUCGGAGACUGCCAGCAAGAAAGACAACUGGAGAGAGAGGAAGGAGAAGAAGGAGAAGGAAAAGAAAGAGAGAAAGACACGCUCAAAGAUCACUUCAAACUCCAGCAACAACCCUUUCCUGUAAUACUUUGACUUUUGACGGUAGUCAAUAAAUAACCUUUUGUCGCACAUACAGAGUGCGCAUGCGUAAAAAGAAGCCCCAAGUGCAGUUCGCAUAGUUGAAAUGUUCUUGUCCGGGUGAUGUUUCUCCGUUGCUAGGGAUCGACAUCUUUAUAA